CCCCUGUAUAAAGGCGAUCUGAGGCCUGACGCUCGGCCUCAGUCUCCAGGACAUAGUAUGAUGGACACUCACUCCUGGUUCCUUCUUCCAGUCAAUAAAAGUCGAUAUCUCGCCUUACGUCUCAGUGUGAGUUAUUGAUGGUGCAUCAAUACAAUAACAAACUAGUGUUCAAGGGCUUCUCAGAAAUAUGAUGGCGGAAAGAAAGAAACUGUUCCUAAAACGUUGGGCUUGGGUCCAUGUACCUGCUUCCAAAAGUCGGAACGCAAAGAGGGCAUGUCUCCGACGGCGAGGGCCUGAACUGACGCAUGCUGCAGGCUUGAGGCACCGCCUUUUAAAGAGGUCCAUGAAAGCGAGCAGGGUGUGUCCAUGGAUUGAGUCUACAACCCUCUGUCUGCGGCCUCUUGCAGUCCUGUGUACCGGAGGCCUUCUACCAGGCUUGGUGCAGUCGGAAUACUCUCCACCUUCUUAUUCCACACAACCUGCCUGAAUGAUUGAUGAUGAUGAGGACAGCAUAAUGUCUGGGCACUGGAAUGCCUCUGAAAACUACCCAUUGAACUCAGCCAGCAUCAUAGUGCCCGUCGUCUUCUCCUUAAUAUUCUUGCUCGGGACCAUUGGCAACAGCUUGGUACUGGCAGUGCUGUUCAGAAAUGGCCAGAUGGGCCACAACACAACCAACCUGUUCAUUCUAAACCUGAGUGUGGCCGAUUUCUUCUUCAUCAUAUUUUGCGUCCCAUUUCAAGCCACAAUCUACACGCUGGAGGGCUGGGUCUUUGGCUCAUUCAUGUGCAAGGCCGUCCAUUUCUUCAUCUACCUGGCAAUGUAUGCAAGCAGCUUCACGCUCGCAGCCGUUUCAGUUGACAGAUACCUGGCCAUCAGAUAUCCCCUCCGAUCGCGGGAACUGAGGACUCCCUGCAAUGCUCUGACUGUCAUGGUUGCCAUAUGGGGGCUUUCCAUCAUCUUUGCAGGCCCUUACCUCAGCUACUAUGACCUUAUCCCUUAUGAAUGGUUUUACAUCUGCAUGCCGGCGUGGCAGGAGCCGAGGAGGAAGAUCAUGGACACAUCCACUUUCAUAUUUGGAUAUAUAGUCCCUGUUGCAAUUAUAAGCUUGUCUUAUGCGAGGACCAUCAAGUUUCUGUGGACAGCAGUGGACCCAAUUGAAGACUUAUCCGAGUCUAAGAAAGCUAAGAGAAAAGUGACCAAGAUGAUUAUAAUUGUGACGGUUCUCUUCUGUUUCUGUUGGCUCCCUCACCAUGUGCUGAUCCUGUGCUUCCACUAUGGACACUUCCCCUUCAACCAAGCCACCUACGCUUUAAGGCUGCUCUCCCACUGCAUGGCGUACGCCAACUCCUGCCUCAACCCCAUCGUCUAUGCCCUGGUUUCCAAGCACUUCAGAAAAGGGUUCAAGAAGGUUUUUAGCUGCCUGCUGAGCAAGAAAGGGGUGAAUAAAGUUCACAUGGUUCACGUGGUCAAUAUGGUCACUGGGUCCACGGAUGUCUCACACCUGAAUGAUGAGAACACCCGGCAGCACGGCUGUGAGCUGAGGGACAGGCAGCCCACGAAAGCCCAGGGUAAAGCCAUGACCAUCACCGUGCCCUAUCGACAGACAUCUUGAAAGGGGCAAAGCACCAUGACUGAACUCAUUUGUUAUUGCUUCUCCGUGAAUUCUGUGUACUCAACUUUAUUGUGUAGAGUAUAAGCAUUCCAACCUGGCCCUUGUGUAAGUUAUCGCUGUGGACAAAUAUUGAUUUGGGAUGAGAGAGAAGCAUUCACUCAUUUGCUGAAUGUGUCACAGUAACUCACCGGUGAAUUCUUCUGGGGCUCAUCCAAACCUCUACCACCUCAAACACAGGGGCAGUAGGUCCUUCUGCAGGUUUACUCCAAGUCAUUUAUCCAGACUUGGAAAAGAAUCGCUGAUGGGUUGAGGUCCUGGAAUUCUAACAAAACUAUGGGUGUCACUCCAUUCCCUAUGGUUAUAUGGGGGUGAUUUAUACCACCCUUGAAAGUACUGUCCCCGAAAGUGAUGUUCCCAUCACUUUUCCCAACAUUUUCCAACAUUUUCACAGUUGAAUGUUACAGGUAUAAAUAUUAUUGCAAGAAACAAUUUCUGUUUAGUCACCAUCAUAGGCAGUUUACAGUUAAAAAUAGGUCAAGAACUUAGAAGGGUAUUCCAAGGAACAGUAAUAUGCAGAGGUAAAGGAGAACAUUGCAAAAUGGGGACAUGGACUUCUCAAUUUGUCUGUUUACACAUACUUGAAAAUUAGUGCAAAUUGGCAACACUAGGGAGAUGAUAAAGUUGGAUGUCAAAUAGUAACAGAUGAAAUUCUCCUGUUAAAAAUUGCCCAUUGUUAAAAAAAACGAUUAGGUCUGAUUCUUGAACGUGACCAUUCCCAGGCAACUUUCUGUCUCAAUUCACAAGAUCGUCAUUGCCACUUGGAGGCAGGGAAGCAGCAGUGGAGCAGGAGUGAGCAGAAGCUUAAGAAAACUAAUCAUGGCACAAGUCAUCACCAGGGACCAUGAGGUGAUAAUUAAAUAUUUGCAGCUCCCUAGGUCAAAGCAAUCUUGAACGCCCUUCUUAUUAUAAUUUCCUUUAUUUCCAAUUCAUUACAGCCCCAGAUCUGGGCACAGGGUGGGUGCUGAGAAUUUGCUGCAUUUUUUUAAUGAUCUCCCCCACCCACCUUCAUCAGGUUGCUGCUUUCAACCCCAAUAAUUAUUCACAGCUAAUAAAAUAUUCACACACUGAGCCAACAAUGAAUUAACUUCCAGAUAUAAUCAGCCAGUGCUCCGUCUCCUUGUAAGUCUUUCAAUACAAUGCUCUGUCUUGCUGUGAUGAAGUAAUUUGUGAUUUGCUAAUCCUUUUUCUCCGAGAGGUUUAUGAUAAUGUUACAUCACUGAAACAGCAAGAAGAGAGGAAAAAGAAAAAAAACGUAAGGGAUAAAUGUGGAUGCACCUGUUACUAUAAUAAAUAGACCAGUCUGACUCUCCACUGCAAUUGUUUUUACCCCUCCAUGUUUCCCCCAAAGGAUGGUAGUUCCUUUACACGACACCCACCGGUGUUACACAUUGAGGAGCAAUAAUUUGUUAAUGUCAAUUGCAAUGCUGAACCUACCCAGUGUGGGCAAAUGAUCCCCAAAUUUCCACAGACAUUAGAAACAGAGGGAAUUAAUUUGUUCUGAUAUACAGAUAUAUUUUCUAUCAUAUUUUCUUUUCAAAAACUGAGUUCUUGAAAAGUAUGGUGGGAUUUAUGAGUAAUGUUUCGCUCUGUGUACUUGUAUUUUAAUGUGAACCGUCUUUGACUUUGUGUAGAUAUUAAUUACUUUCUGCUAUUUUGCUACUA
Hypanus sabinus (Atlantic stingray) is the source of this 3334-nucleotide messenger RNA. RefSeq names its product galanin receptor 2b (gene galr2b). Bases 488 to 1612 code for a protein of 374 amino acids. Gene Ontology annotation, molecular function: G protein-coupled receptor activity. Gene Ontology annotation, biological process: G protein-coupled receptor signaling pathway. The record is from RefSeq and is a predicted model, not a curated record. Lineage: Eukaryota; Metazoa; Chordata; Chondrichthyes; Myliobatiformes; Dasyatidae. Gene Ontology annotation, cellular component: membrane. The transcript has 3 exons.